CUAUGAGUGAGAACUGAGUGAAGCCGACCGAAAAUAACCAAAAUAACGCCGGAAAUCAAACACUUGCACCUUCAAAAUUUAAGCGCGCGCCAUUUGUUGCAUCGCAUAAAGAGGCAGACAGGAACCUGGCCGCAGGACGAUGGCGUUAACGGGGCUGCUGCUGCUGGAGUUGGGUCUGUACACCAGCUGCUUCAUCUGUGGGAUUGUUACCGCUGCAUCCAUCACCAUAGUGCAGGGUAACUUUGGAGGUCGGUGUAUGCUUUAUGGGCUUGUCAACUACAAUGCUACAGCGAGCCUCAUUGGGGUCCGCUCAUCCAGCUCCCCAUCUCUGUGCUACUUUGUGUCUGGCAUAUCCGUCAUGGUGGCCGUGGUGUGUUUCUCACUGUCUCUGUACUGGGUGUACACGUUCUGCAUCGACGGGGAAAUCAGGAGGGAGCGCAGGUGGAUGAACCUGAUUGUAGCUGUGAGCGGCGUCUUCCUGUUCUUCCUGCUCAUCACCGGGUGCAUGUUGAAGAUCGGACGCGACUCACUCUGCGACUCAGUCAUACAGAAUGUUCACAACAUCACCAGAUGUGAAGAGGCCCAGGCUCGAAAAUGGGUCAGUCCACUUGAAGGGGAAAGGUUCUACAGCAGUCUCUACAAAGCCGAGACGGCGGUGUGGGUCAACUUCUUCUUCUGGGUCAUCAUCGCCGUGCUGGUGUUCGUCCAGAAGCGUCAGAGCUCAGUGACAAAGAUCAUCGCGGGAGGGUUCGGAGGGUACGGUGGGCCGGCCGGGGGGCUGUUCGGUGACGCGGGGGUCACGGCCGCAGAGACGGAGCCAUUUUUCAACAAUCCUGCAAGACCACAGUGAGGACGGGGGUCACAGAUGACUUACAAGCACAGCAUGAUCAUGUGGGAGCAGAGUAGAGAAAGGUUAAAUACAUGUGGUGUGCGCUUUGCUUGUAUUUCAAUGAACACAUAAUAUUACCCAUGAAGCUCGUACACAUAAUAGAAGCUUUACGACGAGGAUGGGAUUCGAACCCACGCGUGCAGAGCACAAUGGAUUAGCAGUCCAUCGCCUUAACCACUCGGCCACCUCGUCAUAAGAUCAUUAUAUUUACUAAACUAUAAAAUGUGUAGAGUCUCUGAGUCUGUCUGAUGCUGCCUGACCACAUACUCCAAAGAUUUCAAAUGUCUGACUUCUGGUUUACACAGAAAUGUGUAUUUGUUGUAUUUUGUUUACAUAACAAGAAAUGUAAUUUUUUUUUUGAUGUGACUAAACACAUAUUUUUACUCAUGUUAUACAUUUUUAAAGCAUAAAGGCACAACGAGUAGGAUUUGUCGGUCGAGGUUUGUAAAGUUGGCCAAUCCCAGAUUCACUCUCACUCUGGAGCGUGUUCGGCUGGCGUUUCGCCUCGCUAUGUUUCCAUUUGUUCUGUGAUGUGUCCGCCAUUUUCGUAGCUUCCUCUUGGAUGCAUGCUUACGAUCUGGCACCUGGUCGCUACGUUUGAUGCCCAGAAACGUCCCGAACACGGCAAUACAUCUGCUGAUACACUGACGAGUCCAGUGGUUCAAAGUGAACAUCCAUCUCUUUGUGCCUUUAAAAUAACAUUUGAAAUGUUUGUAUAUUGAGUUUCUAUUAUGUGCCACCAGUUUCUUUUCUGUAUGUUGUCUUUAUUCUUUAUUUAUGAUUUAAUUAUGUCAUUUCACAUUAAAGCCAAAGGUUUGUCCUGAAA
Cottoperca gobio is the source of this 1715-nucleotide messenger RNA. RefSeq names its product transmembrane protein 179Ba (gene tmem179ba). Bases 140 to 850 code for a protein of 236 amino acids. The transcript is spliced from 6 exons. Lineage: Eukaryota; Metazoa; Chordata; Actinopteri; Perciformes; Bovichtidae. The record is from RefSeq and is a predicted model, not a curated record.